UGAACUAAAUUUCAACAUAUGAGAACAGGCCCUAACUCGUGAGUGUGUGACGAUUUGUUAAUGAAUUUAUUUUUACUUUCGUAAAAUAAAUCUUUUUUUUUUUUGAAAGAAGGAAAAAAAAAGAAAAAAAAAACUUUUAAUUCGCUUAAAAAAAUCAAGUGAAAAGUCUAAAUUGUCCCCAAAUGUUAAAAAAAAAAUCAGCGAACCCACCGGCCACCUCUUCUCUUUCUCCCUUCUCAACUUCCACACCAUUCCCAACUUCUCGAUCGAUCAACCUAGGGUUUUUUUCUUUGAUCAAUUCCCAAUUUCCAGCUUCAAAUUCCAAUCAAAUGAACUAGGGUUUCUAGAAUUGACACAAAAAUGGUGGCAAAUCAGCAAGAACAAAUCAGCAAUUACUUCCUCGAGCAAGCGAAACUGAGCGCAUCUUCAAGCGAAGAACUCGACAAUGAAAACGAAGCAAUUCCGACGGAAUUGAACACCAUUAACAGCUCCGGCGGAUUCUUGGUGGUUUCGACUGAUAAACUGUCGGUUGAAUAUACAGGUGUUAAUUUGCACGGCCACGAUGUCGGUGUUAUUCAAGCGAAUCACCCUGCUCCGGUGAAACGACUCAUGUAUUACUUCGAAAUGAAGGUGAUUAACGCUGGUGCUAAAGGUCAGAUUGCUAUUGGUUUCACUACUGAUAGCUUCAAGAUGCGCCGACAACCUGGGUGGGAAGCAAACAGUUAUGGUUAUCAUGGAGAUGAUGGAUUGCUGUAUCGUGGUCAUGGAAAAGGAGAGACGUUUGGCCCUAGCUUCACUACUGGUGAUACAGUUGGUGGAGGAAUCAAUUAUGCUUCUCAAGAAGUCUUUUUUACCAAAAAUGGGAUUGUUGUGGGAACGGUGUACAAAGAUGUGAAGAGUCAACUGUUUCCUACGGUAGCUGUUCACAGCCAGCGUGAAGAGGUUAUUGUGAACUUUGGGAAAGAACCUUUUCUCUUUGAUAUCAAGGCUUAUGAAGCGCAGGAAAGGUUGAAGCAGCAAAGCAUGAUCGAAAAGAUAUCUCUGCCGCAGAAUGUUAGUUAUGGAAUUGUCCGCUCAUACUUGCUACACUAUGGCUAUGAAGACACACUUAACGUGUUUGACAUGGCCACUAGUACUUCAAUUCCACCCAUCAGUUUAUCUCAACAAAAUGGAUUUAUUGAGCAAGACGACAUGUAUGCACUCAACCAGAGGAAGACUCUUCGCCAGUUGAUCAGAACAGGGAAGAUUGAUGCUGCAUUUGAUAAACUUCGUGACUGGUAUCCUCAGACUAUCCUGGAUGACAACUCUCCCAUUUGUUUUCUGCUUCAUUCUCAAAAGUUCAUAGAAUUGGUUCGGGUUGGGAAGCUGGAAGAUGCUGUCAAAUACGGAAGGGUAGAGCUGGCCAAAUUUUUUGGUCAAGAAGAAUAUAAGGAACUUGUUCGGGAAUGUGUUGCCUUGUUGGCCUACGAAGAACCCUUGAAUUCUCCAGUUGGACAUCUUCUCAAAGAAUCACAACGAGAAGUUGUUGCUGACGCAGUGAAUGCCAUGAUCUUGUCAACUAAUCCUGGCCUGAAAGAUUCAUUGAGUUGCUUGCAUUCACAGCUUGAAAAGUUGCUAAGGCAGCUAUCUGCUUGCUGCUUGGAAAGACGAUCUUUAAACGGAGAUCAAGGUGAAGCUUUCCAUCUGCAUCGGGUGUUAACCAGCAGUAAAAUGGAGAAGCAUUAGAUUUAAGAAUAAAGAUCUUGUUUAUAGUCUCAAAAUCCUGAUGCUGAUUUACUGAUGGGUGCUACGAGUGGGAAUUUGAAAUUGGCAUUAGGGAUAGCAGUGGACUUGUGAUAGAGUCUUAGCCUUGGGCUAGGGAAACAAUCCUACACUUGUUCCACUUCGCUGCUACUUUGUAAAGUUGUUACCAUAAUAUUGAUCUAAUUUUUUUCAUUGGUUAUCAAUAUACAUCUUGUUGAAUUUCACAAUCAAAUGUAGAAGGCAAAUGUGCAAUGAAUGAAUAUUUUCUUUUGAUCA
Chenopodium quinoa (quinoa) is the source of this 2019-nucleotide messenger RNA. RefSeq names its product ran-binding protein 10-like. The record is from RefSeq and is a predicted model, not a curated record. Gene Ontology annotation, molecular function: protein binding. Gene Ontology annotation, biological process: cytoskeleton organization; cell surface receptor signaling pathway. The transcript has 10 exons. Lineage: Eukaryota; Viridiplantae; Streptophyta; Magnoliopsida; Caryophyllales; Amaranthaceae. Gene Ontology annotation, cellular component: cytoplasm. The coding region runs from base 361 to 1725 and encodes 454 amino acids.